Messenger RNA from Mesocestoides corti, 3069 nucleotides. The record is from the annotation of a GenBank genome assembly. Lineage: Eukaryota; Metazoa; Platyhelminthes; Cestoda; Cyclophyllidea; Mesocestoididae.
AUGACGGCUCACCACUCCUUCGACUGGGCCUUCGGAGACUACCCGAAGAUGUCGGCUGCUCUUGGAGGACUGCACUACCUCUUCAAGCCACUUCAAGUCCGUGAAAUGGUCGGCCCAGAGGCGAAAGUUGACAAACUCGGCCUCUACGACUUCUCGCCGAAGCUGUUGAAGUUCGUUGAGGCUGUUGGCGAGGGGAUGGGGGUUCUACGAGACAUUGGCGACUCUGAUCCGGAGCGCACCGCGCCACCGAAAAUUGUCGAAUACAUUGAGGCGCGUCGACCAGACUGGGAGGCAGCUGGAAUCUCAUUGACCGUCGAAGACGUCAUUCAGAUGAAAGACAAGUACCCGAUGGCCUACGCGGUGAACCGUGCGACUAUCCCGAACCCCAACCACCACGGCAAAGUGGUCACGGCUGUGUACACUCCGAAAUCGAACACACCGAUAACCGAGACAAUUAUUCUUGUCGGAAAGGGAGUUGCCCUGGACACCGGUGGUGCCGAUCUCAAAACCGAGGGUGGCAUGUAUGGAAUGCACAAUGACAAGCUGGGCGCCGCGUUCGUUGCUGGCUUCUUCCACACCCUCUCUCUCCUUAAACCGGAGGGUGUCAAGGUCAUUGGCUACAUGCCCUACAUCCGCAACAGCAUUGGAAAAUACGCCUACCUUCCAGACGAAAUCAUCACUCUUGUCAACGGUCUGCGCGUCAGGAUCGGUGACACGGAUGCCGAGGGAAGAAACAUCAUGAGCGACGUACUGUAUUACGCGAAGGAACAAGCGAAAAAAGAGACUAAUCCACACAUCUUCACGAUUGCCACCCUCACUGGUGCCGCGAGUAGAUCAUUCGGACCCUAUACUGUCGUCAUGGAUAAUGGACCUGCUGAGGACGUCAAGAUGGCGCAGAAAAUGAUGGCGUGUGGAGAUCGCAUUGGCGAUCCCGCAGAGGUGUCACGAAUCCGCUACGAGGACUUCACACCCAACAUGGGGAACUCGGAGUUCAUCGACAUCCACCAGUACAACCCCUACGGUGGGACCAGCAAACGUGGCCACAGCUUCGCCAUGGGCUUCCUUUCAAUGGCAAGCCAAAUCGAUAAGCACGGUCGAAAUUCGGGAAUACCGAUUCCAUACACGCACUGCGAUAUCGCGGGCAGUGGCGGUGGCAUUAAUGAGCUAGCCACGGCAGCACCACUGCGCAUGUUUUCGCUUCGUUUCCUCUGGUCUCCGAUACCGGCCAAUUGCAACCGCGAGAGUUUGUUUGGUGCCCUAAUGAGUCGGCGCGCGGUGAAGGCGCUUGUGGUGUACGAUCCCCAUCCCCAUGUUUCGAUCUUCCGCGAAUUAGCAGGCUACGAAACCGUGGUUACAGAGGAAGAGGAGGCUGAUGAAGACAACUCGGCCUACCUGAGGUCAUUAGAUCCAAAAGACUGGAAGACAAACGACCACUAUGCUGUACUUAAUUUAAAGAAACUUAGAUACAGAGCUUCGGAUGAGGAUGUCCGCAAACGCUACCGCCAGCUCGUGCUAAAGCACCAUCCAGACAAGCGCAAAGCCCGAGGUGAAAAUAUCAAGGAUAUUUCCCAUGACUACUUUGCUUGCAUCACCCAAGCAUUUGAAAUCCUCGGAAAUCCAUCAAAACGCCACGCCUACGACAGUGUUGAUCCCCACAUUCCCGAGGUCUACCCCACUGCCGAACAGAUCAAACAGGACUUCUUUGGUUGUCUUAAUCCCUUCUUCAUGGAAAAAGCGAGGUGGUCGAAGCAUCAGCCAACGCCUUUCCUUGGGAAUCAGUUGACUCCUCUCGAGCGUGUUCAUCACUUUUAUGACUUUUGGGACAAUUACGAAACGACAAAGGACUUUUCCUUCUUGGACGAGGAAGAUAAGGAGAAGGGAGAAGAUCGGGAAUCGCGUCGUUACAUUGGGCGUCAGAAUCGAGCCGAACGCCAGAGACGCAGGCACGAAGAGCACCGGCGCAUGCACCAGCUGGUGGAUUUGGCGCGGGAGCACGAUCCUCGCCUGAUCGCCGCCGAAAAGGCCGCGCAGGAGGCCAAAGAGAUGCGCAAACAGGCGCGCCUUGAGGCCAUCGCUAAACGCCGUCAGGAGGAAGAAGCCCGAGCGCGAGCUGAAGCAGCUGCAGUGGAGGCGGCACGCGCGGCGAGCGCUGAGCGUCAACGCCAGGAGGCCGAGGCGCAGAAAAAGGCGCGCGAACAAGCCAAAGCGGCCGCAAAACAGGAGAAAAAGAAGCUGCGAAACCUCUGCGUCAAUCGAUACGACCACUUCAUUGCUUCGACGGUUGCCGACGCUUCCUCCUCCUCGUCCUCCAGCCUAUCUCCCGACCUCGUCAAGAUUCAGACCCUUCAGGACAUGGAAUUGCUCUGCCAGGUGCUCUCGACGCUGGAAUUAGCCGAGUUCAACGCCAAACUCGACACCGCCAAAGACCCCGCCGAGUCCUUCGUCAUCUGGAAAGACGAGAUCGCACGAGCGCGCAAGGUGGCCGAGCCGCCGGGUCUACGGGCCGAGUCCAAAGCAGCUGUCAACGCCAACGACGCCUCGUCGUCGUCCUCCUCCUCCUCCAAGUGGACUCUUGAAAUGACCCAACUUCUGAUCAAGGCCGUCAACCUCUUUCCCGCUGGCACUCAGAAACGGUGGGAAGUCAUUGCAGCUUACGUAAAUCAACACUUGGAAGGCGUCUCGGUGACUGGUAAGGAGGCGCUGAAGCAGGCCAGGAGUGUUCGCGAUGACUACGGCACGUUGAAGGAGGAGACCAACAGGAAGGCCUUCGACAGCUUCACCAGCUCCACGAAACAGGUGGACGCCACAAAAUCCGUGACCAUCACGGAUCAAAUUGAAGCCGACGCGUUCCGUCCGUGGACGGUGGCCGAACAGCGCGCCCUGGAGAAAGCCCUACGCGCGCAUCCUGCAAGACCGGACGAGCCCGCGUCGGAGCGUUGGCAGCGCAUCGCCGACGAGGUUGGCACUCGCACGCGACGCGAGUGCAUGCUGCGAUUCAAGGAUCUGGCCGAACAGAUCCGGUUGAAGAAGGCAGCGAUGACGGCGGCCGGUGUGUCGACCAAGAAGUGA